AUGAGCUUUAAUGGGCUCAGAGGGUCAUGGCCCAAACAAUCUACUACACUCCAAAACGUUGUCACCAUCAUCGGAAUACCGCAUGUUGAGAGAGCUUUCGACGAAAAUUCGACGAUGCUACUUGUGAGAUCCCUUUGCCGUACAGCUGCGGCGGCCUCCGUCGCUACGCUCCGAUCAUCGAGAUCCGCCGCAACAAAUCCUCUGCUGCGCAAUCGUUCCCUCUUCACGCGAGGAUUCUUCGCUGUUUCUUCCUUUCCUUCAAAUCGAACUCCUUACGUGUGUCUGUAUCCUCGAGCAAUGGAUAUAGGAAAAGUGCGCAACUUCAGCGAAGAUGUGUCGCACAUGCCUGAAAUCAAAGACAGUGAUGUUCUGAAUGCUUUCAAAGGCUUGAUGGCUGCAGACUGGUCAGGGCUGUCUUCUGCUGUUGUUAACGAGGCCAAAAAGGCAGUCUCGAAAAACACAGACGACAAGGCAGGGCAAGAGGCCGUAACCAAUGUGUUCAGAGCAGCUGAAGCUGUUGAGGAGUUUGGCGGGAUUCUCAAUUCCCUAAAGAUGGAAAUCGACGAUAGCAUUGGGAUGAGUGGGGAGAAUGUGAAGACCUUACCAGAAGAUAUAACCAAAGCGCUCCGUCUUGCUUAUCAUAGGUAUGCUACUUACCUAGAUGCGUUUGGACCUGACGAAGUUUACUUGAAGAAGAAGGUUGAGACAGAGUUGGGGACAAAGAUGAUCCACUUGAAGAUGCGAUGCAGUGGGCUUGGUUCAGAAUGGGGAAAGGUUACUGUUCUUGGAACAUCAGGACUCUCGGGGUCUUACGUGGAGCAAAGGGCUUAAAACUGACUGAGAAGAUCCGAAAUGAUGUUUUUGUUAUUUACGUUAUUGUGUCUUGAACACAUAAUAAGGUCAAUAAUGGACCAAAGACAUAAGGUGAGUUUUUGUUCAUUGUCGCCGCCCCAACAAAUUUUAAACAAGCUUUUGUGUUCUGUUUUAUUACAUUAGAGUUUCUUUACUGUGCGAUUCAACAGUUUCAAAUAAAAUAAAUUGGAGCAACUCUAUUUGGUUUCCUCCAUGACCAAGACUCUGCAAGAGACUUGGGAGCGGUGGAAGCAACACAGCUUUUCUUUUUAAACCAAACGGCCAUCUUUGGCAAUUUCAC
Molecule: messenger RNA, 1153 nt
Organism: Eruca vesicaria subsp. sativa (arugula)
Lineage: Eukaryota; Viridiplantae; Streptophyta; Magnoliopsida; Brassicales; Brassicaceae
Source: the annotation of a GenBank genome assembly